UAAUCUUAACUGGCCCCUUAAUUUUGAGGACCACUGUUAUUAGUGUUAAGUCAUUCAAAAUGUUUGCGCUUGAAGUCUACUUAACUCAACGUCACCCGUAAUGUUAAACCUCUCCUCCCUGAGCGUGGUGUCACCAGCGGACAUUGUCCUUUGAACUUUCGGUACGCCAUGCACAGGUGUGGUGAUGUCAUAUCAGGACGUGAGAUCUUAAACAGCAAUGGCGACCGCUGCUGUUCUCCCAGACAAGAUCAGCCACGACUUCCUUGAGUGUACGAUCUGUUUCCACGUUUUCAAGAACCCGAAGGUUCUUCCCUGCUUGCACAACUUUUGUGAGCCCUGUCUGUGGGAAUGGGUCCAGAAGAACGAUGGCGACACCUUUCCCUGUCCUAUAUGUCGUCAGCCAGUCCCCUUACCCCAAAAUGGCGUCGAGGGUCUAAAGGACAACUUCUUUCUUGCUAGCCUGGUAAAGGCCGUGACCGAGCAUCAAGGCGUUCGCCACGGUAAGGAUGUCCUUGUCUGCACCAAUUGCGAGGAAGGAAAGCCAGCCACGUCCAGGUGUUCGGAGUGUGCCGAGUUUCUCUGUGAGAGUUGUGAGUCAGCUCAUCGUCUUCAAUCUACGCGGAGCCACACGCUUUUCACUUUUGAAGAACUGAAGACAGGAACAUACGACAAUGUCUUCAGGGCUAGGAAAGCUCCACCGUGCUCUAAACAUCCGGGAGAGAUCUUGAAGCUCUACUGUAGGACCUGUGAGACCCCAAUAUGCAACGAAUGUGCCUUGUUUGAACACAGGGACUCACAGCACGACUACACGCGCAUAGAAGAGGUGGCUGCCGAGAAGAGGGAGACAAUCUUAGAUCUCACACCGCAGUGCCAGGCCCGAAUGCAGGUCUUACGUCAAACGGAAUUUGUACAGAAACGCUGCAAGGAACAACUUCAGCUGAACGCAGAGGGGGCACGUCAGAACAUCCACAAAACCGCGCAAAGUUUGAUUGCGAUGGUAAAGGAAGAGAGCGAACGACUCCUGACUUGUGUUGAUACAGAGGAAACAUCCAGGAAGAAACAGAUCGAUGCAGAGAUAGAGGGAGCACAGAUCAGUCUGGCGAGCGCAAAGAGCACGUGUGAGUUUGCCGAGACUCUAGCUCGUGAGGGAGGCGACUACGAAGUUGUGUCUUUCUCACAAGAUAUGACAACCAGACUGAAUGAUUUAACUAAGCUACCUGCAGACACAACGGACUUUGAACUGGCAAACAUCACUAUUGAUUACUCUAGUAUGGAGCACAAGUUGACCAAAAGUAUCCCUAAAACUGGCCAAUACAGGCGACUGGCGAAGUCAACGGAAGGGAAACUGUUUUCUCCAUUGUACAGUGUGCCGCAAAGUUCGACGACCUCAAGGACAGGACUGACAACAUCUGGGCCCAGGGGAAAUGUGAGCGGAACGAUGAUUCACGACCUGGUGCAGGCUGGUAGUGUUCUGUGA
Molecule: messenger RNA, 1477 nt
Organism: Branchiostoma floridae (Florida lancelet)
Lineage: Eukaryota; Metazoa; Chordata; Leptocardii; Amphioxiformes; Branchiostomatidae
Product: E3 ubiquitin-protein ligase TRIM56-like
Exons: 2
Coding region: 218-1477 (419 amino acids)
Biological process (GO): positive regulation of DNA-templated transcription
Cellular component (GO): chromatin; nucleoplasm
Molecular function (GO): ubiquitin-protein transferase activity; zinc ion binding
Source: RefSeq, a predicted model, not a curated record